This is a messenger RNA of Morone saxatilis (striped sea-bass), 512 nucleotides long. RefSeq names its product peroxisomal acyl-coenzyme A oxidase 3-like. NCBI's taxonomy places the organism in Eukaryota, Metazoa, Chordata, Actinopteri, Moronidae. Gene Ontology annotation, cellular component: peroxisome. Gene Ontology annotation, molecular function: pristanoyl-CoA oxidase activity; FAD binding; fatty acid binding. Gene Ontology annotation, biological process: fatty acid beta-oxidation using acyl-CoA oxidase; lipid homeostasis. The record is from RefSeq and is a predicted model, not a curated record.
UACCGCUGGCGGCCUAUAAGUGGCUGGUGUGUUUCCUGCUGGAGCAGAGCCAGAAAAGACUAGAACAGCAGAGGGCCUCAGGAAAGGAUGAUUUUGAGGCGCGUAACAGCAGCCAGAGGUUUCAUGAGCUGACUACAGAUCAGGACACACCAGCUGGUCUCAGACUUGUCCUGAGCAAGCUGUGUGCGCUCUAUGGGCUGUGGAGCCUCAGCAACUACAUGGCUACACUGUACCAGGGUAAUUACUUGAGUGGAGAGAAGCCCCCAGAGUUGGUCCAGAUGGCCAUUCUCACUCUUUGCUCCCAGCUGAAGGAUGAUGCAGUAGCAUUAGUGGAUGUUUUUGCACCUCCUGAUUUCAUUUUAAACUCACCUAUUGGCAAUGCAGAUGGACAGCUUUACAAGAACCUGUGGUCGACGGUGAUGCAGGGCAACCAGGUGCUGGAACGGCCGUCCUGGUGGAAAGAGUUCUGCUCAAACAAGCCUGUGGUCGGAUCCCUCCGUCCUAAACUCUAG